AUGAUCAAUACGCGGAUAGGUCGCUUCCUACUCCGUGUCUUGCUGCCAAUCUCGAUCGUCUGUACAUUACUGCUCGUUGCUUAUCAAAGUGGGUCCUGGGACGCCGCAUCUCAACACCGAGUCCGUUAUCAUCCAAAGCCGCGCUUGAAUGGCACAAGAGAGAAUGCUGCCUUUGUCGUUCUUGUUCGCAACGAAGACCUCGACUCCAUGCGAAACACCAUGCAACAACUCGAGUCUCGCUUCAAUCGCAAAUACGGCUAUCCUUGGAUCUUUUUAAACGAUCAGCCCUUCGAUGACCGCUUUGUCGACUUUACUAGUGGUCUGGCGUCCGGCGAGACAUUCUAUGGCACCUUGAACAGCACCAUGUGGGGUUACCCUGAUUGGAUUGAUCAAGAAAAGGCUCGUGCUCGUCGUGAAGCCAUGGAACAAGAUGGUGUCAUUUAUGGUGGAAGCGAGUCGUAUAGGCACAUGUGCCGUUUCCAAAGCGGCUUUUUCUUUCGACAUCCGUUGUUGGAUCCCUAUGAUUAUUAUUGGCGCGUUGAACCCCAUGUCAACUUUCCUUGCGACAUUGAUUACGACCCAUUCCAAGUGAUGCGUGAAAGGGAUUUAACCUAUGGUUGGGUGAUUACCAUCAAGGAAUUUGAAAAGACAAUCCCAACGCUUUGGAGUACUGUCAAGGAAUUCAUGAAGGAGUAUCCACAAUACAUUGUUCCCAAGGAUGAUCCCGAGAGUCUAUUGGGUUGGAUUAGCCCUGAUGGUGGUGAUACAUACAACCUAUGCCAUUUUUGGAGCAACUUUGAAAUUGGAAACUUGGCGUGGAUGCGAUCACAAGCUUACCUUGAUUUCUUCAACUAUCUCGACAAGUCGGGUGGAUUCUUUUAUGAAAGAUGGGGUGAUGCUCCCGUACACAGCAUUGCAGCUGCAUUGAUGCUCAAGCGAUCCCAAGUGCAUUGGUUUUACGAUAUUGGCUAUUUCCAUAACCCAUGGACCCAUUGUCCCAGUGAGCCUAGCUGGUUAGGUAUCGAGAAAUGCUCAUGCGAUCCAUCCAACAGCUUUGAUCGUCAUUCAUGGAGCUGCACACCUGAAUAUCUUGAUUUUACCCGCACAAGUCGACAGGAUUAUUUGAUCGCACAACGCAAUUGA
This is a messenger RNA of Lichtheimia ornata, 1143 nucleotides long. RefSeq lists its product as uncharacterized. The record is from RefSeq and is a predicted model, not a curated record. Gene Ontology annotation, biological process: protein N-linked glycosylation; cell wall mannoprotein biosynthetic process; protein O-linked glycosylation. The coding region runs from base 1 to 1143 and encodes 380 amino acids. Gene Ontology annotation, molecular function: alpha-1,2-mannosyltransferase activity. Gene Ontology annotation, cellular component: membrane; Golgi apparatus. NCBI's taxonomy places the organism in Eukaryota, Fungi, Mucoromycota, Mucoromycetes, Mucorales, Lichtheimiaceae. The transcript has 6 exons.